Messenger RNA from Gongylonema pulchrum, 615 nucleotides. The record is from the annotation of a GenBank genome assembly. NCBI's taxonomy places the organism in Eukaryota, Metazoa, Nematoda, Chromadorea, Rhabditida, Gongylonematidae.
AUGGUACUUACCGGUCCUCAGAUCGAUCGGCUCAAUGGCAAAUGGACAAUGGCUGUAGCGCUAAUUAUUACCAUUAUCAGUAAUUUAAUGCUACCCCUUCUUGCCGCUACGCACCUGGCUUUUGCGUUCAGCGCGCGAAUUCUUUGUGGCAUUGCUGAUGCUUUGCUCACUCCCUCAAUCAGUUCAAUGAUCGCAAGAUGGUUUCCUCCUAAAGAACGUCCAUUCGCUAUCGGCUUUAUCACAGGCGGUCGACAAAUAGGAAGUUUGCUAAUUUUGCCGGUAGCCGGCUGGGUAUGCUCGAACAAAGAAACUUCUGGCGGCUGGAAGCUAACAUUUUAUAUAUCCGCAGCAAUAGGAACAUUGACGCUGCUUGUUUGGCUUGUCUUAUCAGCUGACAAACCAGCCAAGCAUUGCUGCGUUAAAAGCGAAGAAGCACUAUAUAUACUGCGCAAAAUUAGCGAGGAGUCUUUGGGAAAGGUAUGCUCUUUUCCAAAUUAUCGCAUUUGUCUUACAGAUGAAACGCAACGUAAGUUGCGACACACAAGUACCGUCAUGUGUAGGUCGUUGUUUUCAUUUAACUUACACUGUAAAUUUUGUUUGAAGGAAAAUGAAUGA